AUGCUGAAAUUCCUCUUCUUCACAAUAUCAUUGCUCAUAUUACCCCAAUUUUUACUGGCACAAGAAGAAAAUUUCGAAGACGAAAAUUCGGAAGAUGUUUUCGAAAUUCAAAUGAGCAGCUCUGGAAUUGAGCCGGCCCCAGAAAAUUUGGGCUCCGAUGGAUUUGCGACGAGCACUGAAAUGACCAUGGAAUUGAAUGACACGUCAUUGGAAGUUGGACACGUGGCAAAAGGUAUUCUUGAUUUUGAUUAUUUUCAGCACCGAAAUUUCAGGCUGAAAAUGAAAAUUUUCAGCCAAUCUCUUCACACCAAUCACACCACUCGACCCCGAAACUACAGUAAUCUUCCAAAAUUUCUCCACCGCCACUUUCGAACCAGAUUCCAAAGAAGAUUUGGAUGAUUCAGAAGAUUCAGAUGAGGAACAUCUGAAAACGGCUGAAAAAUUGGAGGAGGAGCGCAAAAAUACGUCUGAAAAUCGCCAAAGUUUUACGAUUCCCAUUGAAGAAGUUGUGCAAGAUCGGAGAGUUUUGAAGGAGAAAGGUGAGCAUUUUUCUAGACCAGAAUUUUGCGCUGAAAAUGGAGGAAAUGAUGAUUUUCAGCAGUUUCAGCAUUUUCAGCCUGAAAAUUUUGAUUUUUCCAGAAGAACACAUCACUUCCACAACUGGUUUUCCAUCAACAACUUCUUCCAUUUCAUUGGCCACCGAGGAAAUUGAUGGUGAGGUUUUUUUCAGCGAAAAAUUUCAGUUUUAUUUUAAAAAAAUUAUAAAAAAGGUGUAUUUAGUGUCAAAAAACGUGGAAAUCCAUAUUUUUUCAUGUUUCAGCGCAAAAUUUUGGUCUAGAAAGUUUCAGAUUUUCAGAUUAGCAUGAAGGGAAAAUUUUAGAAUUUUGAAAAAUGUUUUUUUUCCCUGAAGCUCAUAGAAAUGCUGAAAAUCAAUAGUUUCGCGAUUUUCAGCGCUGAAAACGCUGAAAAUUUUGAUUUUCAGCAUGCAAUUUCAAUUUCAAGAUCAUUUUGAGACAAUUCUAGAAAAUCUACAGUAACCAUGUCAUAUUUGGUCUCAAAAAACGUAGAAUUUUCGCUCCCAAAAAUAAUUCAUUUCAAAAAAGCCCAAGUUUUACUUUUACUUAUUUAAAAAUCACAAACAAAAUCCAGCCGCAUGACAAACUUUCAUAUAAUCUCUCGGUGUCAACGCGAAUUGUUUUUUGGCAGCUUUGGUGCGAGGUAUUACCGAUGUAAUACAUUUCCAUUGCUGAGCCGCGUUUUCGGGGAAUUUGCACGACUGAAAAUUGAAAAUCUUGAUUUUCAGCACAAAAUUGUGGUCUAGAAGGUUCAAGUAAAAGUUCUAGACCCAAAUUAUGUGCUGAAAACGCUGAAAAUCAAUAGUUUUCAACUUACCGAGAUCAAAAAUGUCUCAAAACCGUCAAAUCCGUUUUGUUGAAGCGUUUGUCGACAUUCUGUACAACGCUUUUGGGCUUCUGCCACGUGGCACAAAAAACUAGCCAAAAUUAGGACGAGAACGGGGAAUUUUUGCAUUUUUUCUGAUUUUUUCUGUGAUUUCUGCAGCAUUUUUAUGUGGUUUAGACUAAUUCGAUGAAAAAUUUGCAGAAAUUUAUUGCGGGUACUGUAGGCAAUAUUCUACGUGGAAUUUUUUUCGGCCUAAACAUUGGAACUCUUUUUUACUGAAACUCGUGGGAAAUUGCUGAAAAUCCAAAUUUUUUCAUGUUUCAGCGCAAAAUUUUGGUCUAGAAAGUUUCAGAUUUGAAGAUUAGCAUGAAGGGAAAAUUUUGAAAAAAAUUCUAGACUGAAAUUUUUCACUGAAGCUCAUAGAAAUGCUGAAAAUCAAUGAUUUCUUGAUUUUCAGCGCUGAAAACGCUGAAAAUGUUGAUUUUCAGCAUGAAAAUUUCAAUUUCAAGAUCAUUUUGAGACAAUUCUAGAAAAUCUACAGUAACCAGACCAUAUUUGGUCUCAAAAAACGUGGAAUUUUUUUUGGGCGAAUGCCACGUGGCACAAAACCAGAAUUGAGAUGAGCAAAGAUGAUUUCAUUUUUUGAUUUUUUUGAUUUUUUGUCUGAUUUCUGCCACGCUUUUUAUGUUGAUUCAGAAGCUAAUUUAAUCAAAAAUUUGCAGAAAAUUAUUGGGUUACUGUAGGUGGAAUUUUUUGUUUCGGCCUAAAAGUUUAGACUAAUUCGAUCAAAAAUUUGACGGGGUACUGUAGGCCACGUUUGGUUUUUUGGACCUUUUUGUGCUGGAAAUUGAGAAAAUAAUAAUUUUCAGAAUUUCUAGAUUUUUUCAAAAUUCCAAAAAAUUUUCCCUUCAUGCUUGUCUGAAGAUCUGAAACUUUCUAAAACAAGAUUUCGCGCUGAAAUUCGAGAAAAUAUGGAUUUUCAGCGAUUUUCAGCAUUUUCACGAGUUUCAGUGAAAAAUUAUAGUCUAGAAUUUUUUGAAACAAAAAACUUUUUUCAAAAUUCCAAAAAUUUCCCUUCAUUCCUGUCUGAAAAUCUGAAACUUUCUAGAACAAGAUUUCGCGCUGAAAUUUGAGAAAUUUUGGAUUUUCAGCGGUUUUCAGCAUUUCCACGAGUUUCAGCGCAAAAUUUCAGUCUAAAGAUUUUUUUCCAAACAUUUUUCAAAAUUCCAAAAUUUUCCCUCAUGCUAAUCUGAAAAUCUGAAACUUUCUAGGAAAAAAUUUCACGCUGAAAUUCGAGAAAAUAUGGAUUUUCAGCGAUUUUCAGCAUUUCCACGAAUUUCAGCGCGAAAUUUCAGUCUAGAUAUUUUUUCCAAACAUUUUUCGAAACUCCAAAAUUUUCCCCUCAUUCUAAUUUGAAAAUCUGAAAAUUUCUAAAACAAGAUUUCGCGCUGAAAUUUGAGAAAUUUUAGAUUUUCAGCGAUUUUCAGCAUUUCCACGAGUUUCAGCCCAAAAUUUCAGUCUAGAAUUUUUUUUCCAAACAUUUUUCAAAAUUCCAAAAUUUUCCCUUCAUGCUAAUCUGAAAAUCUGAAACUCUCAGAAUCCAAAAUUUCACGCUGAAGCAUAAAAAAAUAUGGAUUUUCAGCGCAAAAUUUCAGCCUAGCUCUCAAAAGCUGAAAUUUUUUUUCAGAAAACGAAACUCCAUUUGAUCAGAGUGCUCUCGAGGGACUUUUUGAGCCGGACGGCUCAAUUUCAGCUCCAGAAGCUCCAGCUUUUCCGAUCCUAAAAAUGGCGGAAGAAGAUGUCAAACUUCUCGUCGAGACCACAACUACAGUAAUCCCAGAAACUACAACUGAAGAGCCAACAACUACAGUAACCGAGCAGCCAUCAACAACCACGACUACAGUACCCUCAACUACAGUACCCUCAACCACCACUACUACAGUAGUACCACCGAAAACUUUUGCAUUGCCUCAAAAAUUGGUGCGAACCCCAAUUUCGUUCCGAAUCACAUCGCUCGAUUUUUCGGAGGAUUUCGAGAAUUUGGAAACGGGUCCCGCCAAGAAAUUGAUUAGGGAUAUUGUGCCGCAGGUACGGUAGGCCCGGGAAAAAAUCGAAUUUUUUGGCGCCAAACAUUUCUGGUAGAUCAAAAUUUUUUAACCAACAGUUUUUUUUUUAAUCAAAAAUUUUUCGCGCCAAAGAUUCAUUUUCAAAUUUUGAUCUACCAGACUUUUUCAAGUUGAAAAGAAAUUAAUAAAAAUUUUUUUACAAAAAAUUUCGAUUCAGAAAAUGUCAAAAAACUAUAUUUUUUCACACAAAAAUGAAAAAAAAUGUCAAAAAUUUGGAAAAAAAUUUUUUGUUUUUUUUAAAUUUUUUUUUCGAGUUUUUUUGAAAUGAAAAAUCCAAAAGUUUUUCGCGUUUUAAAAAAUUCAAUUUCAAAUUUUGAGACAAUUUUGGCGCCAAAAACUACAGUAACCCACAUUUUUCCAGAUCUCCGACUACAUCGCAACAAUCACCGGCGACAAUGACGUGGCAGUCUCCAUAAAAUCUUUGACACGUGGAAGCGUCAUAGUCGCCGCCGAAGUCGCAACGAAAAAAUCGCUAGGCGACGCGCAAAUGGCUGCGAAUCUGCUGGAGGCCGCAAUUUCGCGCAACUCUUCCCAAUUGGGCGAAUACACGGUGGAUUCGUUGAGUUUGCAAGUCGAUGGAGUCGCGUCGCAAGCCUAUUUGGAUGCGAUUUCUACGACGCGCCGCGAUGACGCUGCCACUUCACUUUCCUCACUGAUUUUAUUGAUUAUUGCCGUUUCGUUGAUUGUUAUCACUUCGGUGGCACUUUGUGUGAUUUUGGUGAGUUUUUUUUGAUCUACCAAAAAAAUUUGGGCGGGAAAACUUGAAUUUUUACACGUGGCAUUAAAAAUGGUGUCAAAAAAUCUACAGUAAAUCCAAAAAAUUUGAAUUUUUAAAAAAAAAUUUAAAUUAAAAAUUUGGCGGGUUUUUGAAUUUUGGCGCGAAACUUUGAUCUACCAAAAAAAUUGGAGGGAAAACUGCCACGUGGUAUCAAUUUUUUCGCCAUGGUGUCAAAAAAUCUACAGUAACCUUGUUUGUUUUUUCAAAAAAUUUUAAAUUAAAAAUUUGGCGGGUUUUUGAAUUUUGGCGCGAAACUUUGAUCUACAAAAAAAAUUGGCGGGAAAAAUUGAAUUUCCUUUUUUUUCAAAAAAUCUACAGUAACAUUGUUCUACAAAAAUUUGAAUUUUUUUUAAUUUAAAAAAUUUAAAAAAAAAUUUAAAUUUUAAAUUUGGCGGGCUUUUGAAUUUUGGCGCGAAAGUUUGAUCUACAAAAAAAUUUGGGCGGGAAAACUGCCACGUGGCAUUAAUUUUUUUUUCGCGGUGUCAAAAAAUCUACAGUAACCUUGUUCUACAAAAAUUUGAAUUUUUUUAAAUUCAAAAAAAAUUUUAAAUUAAAAAUUUGGCGGGUUUUUGAAUUUUGGCGCGAAACUUUGAUCUACAAAAAAAAUUGGGCGGGAAAACUUGAAUUUACUUUUUUUUUUAAAAAAUCUACAGUAACCUGUUUGUUUACUAUCAAAAUUCGCUAGCUACAGUACUCUACUCUACAGUAAUCCAACCCAAAAUAUUUCCAGAUCACCAACAAAAAACGUCGACAAUCAAAGAUGAAAUUAUCGAUUGGCGGCGAAAAUUCGGUGCGAAGUUUGACACCCGAAAUGUCGCCUCAACAUUCUGUGAAUCUGUAAGUUUAUCUACAGUACUCCUACAGUAACCCAAUUUGUUUUUGUUGCAGAAUGUCCUACGGUAAUCGUGCCUCCACAGUUCAAAAAACCCAAAUCGAUGAGACGAAUUCGGUCAUGUAUUGA
Caenorhabditis angaria is the source of this 5266-nucleotide messenger RNA. The record is from the annotation of a GenBank genome assembly. NCBI's taxonomy places the organism in Eukaryota, Metazoa, Nematoda, Chromadorea, Rhabditida, Rhabditidae.